Messenger RNA from Lolium rigidum, 426 nucleotides. RefSeq lists its product as uncharacterized. NCBI's taxonomy places the organism in Eukaryota, Viridiplantae, Streptophyta, Magnoliopsida, Poales, Poaceae. The coding region runs from base 1 to 375 and encodes 124 amino acids. The record is from RefSeq and is a predicted model, not a curated record. The transcript has a single exon.
AUGUCGCCCGCCCGCAUCCUCCUCUCCAUCGCGGCCCUGGCGCUCCUCCUGCACUCCUCCCCAACCCUAGCCGCCGCCGACGCCGCCGCCGAGCCCUGCGCGGCGCCCCUCUCCUCCGCCUCCUCCUCCGCCGCGCCCGACGAGGUCGCGCUCUGCCCGGUGCGCUGCUUCCGCCCGGACCCGGUCUGCGGCGCCGACGGGACCACCUACUGGUGCGGCUGCCCCGAGGCGGCCUGCGCCGGCGCCACCGUGGCCCGCCGCGGCUACUGCGAGGUCGGCGCGGGCUCCGCGCCCGUCUCCGGCCAGGCGCUCCUGCUCGUCCACAUCGUCUGGCUCUUCGUGCUCGGCGCCGCCCUCCUCCUCGGCUUCCUCUGACGACGCCCUCACCUGUUCUGUUCCCCCAUCUGUAAAAUCAAGCAUGCAUUU